GGUGCCGGAUCAAGAUCACAGCGAGCCGCGUGCGCAAGACGGUCGGAACGAGCCCCCUGGCAUGCUGUCUUGUUCUAGCAGGUCACUAAAAACGCGUACGCAAAACAAGGAUAGAACGACACCAGCCUGCACAAAAGAGUGGAAAUUCGUGAAAAAUGUGACCUGUGUGCAGGAAAAUAUUUUUUUUUUGCAGAAAUAUUUGCAUGUCUGGAACAACGCACGUGAUUAAAUCGACGCUAAUCAAAAGUAGCAGCCGUUCUUAAUGCGAUUUUGCAUUCUACGACCCUCGAAAUCGAAUUAAGUUACAGAUGUAAGGAAAAGAUCUAGAAGAAAUCCCAUAAGGAAAUAUUACAGAAUCUCAGAAAAUAACAUAUAUAGGCAGUUUCCCUAAGUGAAUCAUGCUGAAAAACUCGUAGUCCGUACAAUCCCAAAAAUUGGAUCAUAAGUGAAAGUUCUCGUCGUGAAUACAAAGAACAUGACAAGUGUUAGUCAAGGAAAAUGGAUCCCUUAGAAAAAUGUGAAGAUUAACGUGAUAAACUUCGGAGAAUCUUGCAGUAUUGGCUAUGAAUGCCAUCGGUUGAGAAAAUAAGACGGGAAAGCCAAUCGAAGUUAAUGAAAAUCAGAGCAUUCUGCACUACAGCGAGUGAUUGCCGCAGCUAAUUGAAAAAUUGCUUUUUUCUUCGAAACAAUUUUUUUCCUUUCCGAGCGUGCUAUUUUUAAAUCGAAGCAUAGCAUCUACAACAGCAACGGCCAAGAGUGUCAGAAUACUGCUCUCCUGCUCUGUAUUAUUGUUACGCAAUUUGCGAGAUCUGGCGCGCCGUACAUUUCAUCUUGUACAUCGCAGACUACCCAUCGUUUUUCGCGGUCAUCAUCUUGGUUGCACUAGCCCCGUAGUGGUGGAAUGAAACAGGAGUUCUAAUAUUACCACCUUUGUUAGUGAAAGCAAUUCGCGCGAGUUAAUUCAUUUGUGCGUUCAAUUCACUAAGUGUAAAACCAUUAUGAUUUAUGAGUUAAAUCAAGUGUCUGCUUGGGUAAAGCUGAUAGAGUUCUAAAAGAGAUAUCAUUAUCUACCAUAAGUGUAUCGAAACGGAGAAAAAUGCGUUUUACUGUAGGAAUAUGAUUUUCUCAACGACCAUUGAAAUAAACUGAGCAUAACUAUAAUUAUUUGAUAAAAAAAAUAUACAGUAUGUCGCACCUGUUUCCAAGUGCAAAGGGUGACCAGCUGUGUCCCCUAGGUUUCCAUCCGCAGGUUCGUUGGCCGACACGGUGCAAAAGAUGCUUCCGCGAUUACAAGGAGCAUGGCAACAAGCGCAAUGGAGAGGAAAUAACAGCUUCCACACCGGUCCUGAUGGGCUCGUCCCAAUCGCGAAGUCGCGAUGGUGGUAGUAGCACGAGUUUGGACAAACCGGUGCGAAGUUGGACAUCUACUCAAAACCUGUUCGUUUCCAGUGGUAACAGCGGAUCAGGUAGUGAUAAACCACUAGGUUUGCCCCAAAGGCCAGCCUCGUGGGCUUCUACGCCCGACUUAGACAAUAUUCUACAGCAUGUUAAGGCAGAUUUUACCGUUAAUUUGACGCUUCCUCGGCGGAGGCAUACUACUACAUUCGAAAAUUUAGACGAACCCGAAACGACUGUUACAAUCAAAAGACCACCUCUACCGCCGAUUUUAAAGGUGGAACCCAAAAGCGACGAUGGCAAGAAGGAACUGGAGAAGGCAGAGGACCAAGCAGUUGUCAUAGAAAAGGGAGAUUCACUCGCAGAACGAGUUCGUAAAAUGAAUCUUCUGAAACGACAAGGUAGCACGGAACGCGAACCUUCAGUAAAUAGGAAAGAGGAUGAUGAGGUUACUACUACAACUCCUACUACUGCUAAAAUAAUUACGAAACCAACAGCGGAUACCGAGCCAGAGAAAGUAGAACGAAAACGCCGUAGCAGACCCAUUCCAGAGACCCCGACAGAAGAGCCGUCCAGUAAACCUCAGUUAUCGUUGAGUAAAACAACUAUCACAUCCACAAAACCCAUCUCGAAUACAUCCGCGACGACAACUGGUAAGGAAAAAGAUAAUGCAAAACCUAGCAGCAUUAAGGAGGCGACGAAAGACACUACCAAGGUGAUAAGGCGUCGACGCAUCGAUACUGGUCCCUUUGAAGCCUCGUCCAAGCCUGUUGCAUCUUCUGUUGCGUCGGUUGUUACUCUUCCGGUCACUAAGUCUACUUCGAAACCCAUCCCGGAAUCGUUCAUAAACAACAACAACAACAACAACAACAACAACAACAACAACAACAACAACAACAACAGUAGUGAUGACGUUAAGUUCUUGAUAUCAAUUAAGAACAAUAAGGCAAGCCUAGAUGAAGAUUUGCAAUCUAUCAGCACCGAGACAACCGAAACAACCAUUGUUGACCACAGUGAUAACCAUGAACUACAAGAGGAAAUCGAGAGUUUGAAACGCGAGCUAGAAACAGUUAAGGCGCGAUGUGAUCGUGCAGAACGAGAAAAAAGUGAUAUACUGCUACGUAGAUUGGCCUCCAUGGAUACAGUUUCCAACAAAACCGCGGCAUCCGAGGCUCUCAAGUUGCAGCAAAAGGUAAACGAGCAGAAACAGCUAAUUGAAGACCUCCAGGAUGAGAAGAAGUUUUUGUCAACGAAAGUGAAAGAGCUUGAGUCUGACGUUAAAGUUCGAGGCGUCAAGAAUGUUGAAGAACAACUGAGACAGAAAUUGGAACAAGCUGAAACACUCUGUGAAGAACUAAUGGACGAGAACGAGGAGAUCAAACGAGAACUGCGAAACAUGGAAUCUGAAAUUGAAGAAAUGCACGACAACUUCCGAGAGGAUCAAGCGGAUGAGUACGCUUCGUUGAAGAAAGAGCUCGACCAAACAACGAAAAACUGUCGGAUACUAUCGUUCAAGCUGAAAAAAUCCGACAGGAAAAUUGAACAGCUUGCAGCGGAAAAGGCAGCACUGGGAGUUAGCACUGAUCUUGCAGCGAAAGUCAAACAGCUCGAAGAUGAGCUAAAGGUUGCAAACGAAGUUGCCCGUCGCAUGCAGACCGAACUAGAUCAGCUGGAAUCUACACCAUCUACCCCGACGAAGAAAGCCCCAUCACUAGGUAAAAUUGGGAAGUCCACGUCGGCUGAUAACAAGCUCUCACGUGCGUCACUCACUAGGGGCGGAUCUCAGGAAGAUCCCGUACAAUUACUUAGAGAUCUGCAGGAUUCUAUGGAGCGCGAGGCAGAUAUGCGCGAGCAGUUGAAGUACGCCGAAGAGGAAGCGGAGAACUUACGACGCAAGUCAUCAAGGAUAGAGGACGAAAACGAAUCCCUUAUGAUGCAGCUGAAAAAGAUGGCAACGAAGGCGAGAACAAAAAGUAUUUUCAAUCCAGGUAGAAAGCUUAGUCCAAGUCCUUCGAAUCGUCGAUUGUCCGCAGAAGGUCCCAUGGAGAAAGACGAGGGAAUAUCCGAUGAAGAUGAUCCCGCUGAAUUGAGACUGCAGCUGGAGUUGAAUGAGCAGGAGAUGGCCGUUUUGAGACGUAAAAUGGAAGAGCUGGAAAUUGAGAACAAACGAAGUCGGGAGCACGCGAAGGAACUGCAAGAAAGUUUAACAGCAAAAACGAAGGAAAUGGACAAGCAGAAGAAGCACCCACUGUUCCUAGGAUCGAAGAGUGGAGGCACAAAAGAUCCACUGGAAGAGAAGAAGAUCAAGGUCCUGGAGGAUGAAAUAAGCGAGCUGAGGAAAAAAUUAAUCGAGAAGGACCGCGACUUUGAGCGUGUACAGGCCGAGAUAAGCCUCACGAAAACCAAAGGGGGAAAGUCAUUGGCUAAGGCGAUAUCAUUGGAAAGUACCUUGACCGAACAGCAAGCGCAAGAUUUGAAGCGACAGCUGCAAGUGAUCGAACAUGAAGCAGUAGUCCUGCGACAAAAAACUCAAACUCUGGAACAGGAAAAUGAAAAGUAUUCUGUUGAGAUCAAGCAGCUACAACAGCAGAAGAAAACAAUCAACGAAGCGGAAGCUAAAAAAUUGAAUGCAACCAUUCAGGAUCUACAGAAGGAGAAGAGUGAUUUAGAGGCUAAACUAAAACGAAUCACACAGGAAUCCUCCAAAGGACUGCCGUCCAGGACACCGAAGGCGCCAAACGACAUGCAUACCAAACUGCAGUUGAAGAAAAUGGUAGAUGAUUGCGAAAAUGAAAUCGGUGAGUUAAGAACAAUCGUUGGACGAUCGGGUGCGAUGAGCAUUUCCGUUCUAGAGGAUGAAAAGAAACAGUUAGACGCUGAACUGACCGAAUCAAAGAAGAAGGUGGCUAAUCUAGUGGAAGAAAUUAGUAAAUUGAAGGAGUCCAAAAAAUCUGCAGAGCUCCAAACAAUAAAAUUAAAUGAUGCCCAACGUACAGUUCAGAAGUUGGAAGAUGAAAACAAAAAGCAGAACGAUCAGAUCAAAGUGCUGGAAGAGAAAAUAAACAAAAUUAGCACUACAAUGAGAUCCACCGAAUCUAGCAAAUCGUCAUUGGAAGCACAAUUGAACACGGAGAAAGAGAAACACUCGACCGCGGAGAAGUCUUUAGAGAAAGCACUUAAGGAAAAAACAAGAACAGAGAGUAAAAUAGCUGAGCUUGAAAGAGAAUUGUCACAGGAGAAGAAGAAAGGCGAGCUCACAAAGGAGAACUUAGAGAAGGAAAUAGAAAGCUUGAAGAGACAGUCUACAUCUACGGAGUCCCAAAAGCUCCAGGAGCUAAGCCAGAAAAACAGCGAUCUAUCAUCCAGACUACAGAACGAAUUGGAUAAAUAUCAACAACUCGAAUCCAGGCACCAUAAACUUGAUGCCGAUUGUGAAGACCUGCAGACUCAGCUGGAAUCUAGUAGAGACAAAAUGAAGGAUUUAGACAUUCUGAGGAGCAAACUUUCGCAGGCGGAAAACAUUGAAACGCGCCUAGUUAAGGAAAACUCCAACCUCAGCCGUAAGUUGGUCGAAAUGCAGAGAACAGUCGCAGCGCUGGAAUGCAACGUCGACAAUCGCAGCACAAGUUUGGAGCUGGAGAAAAAUCGCCUCAAAAGUGCACUGGAAGACAAACAGCGUGAGUACGAUCAGUUGAACAAUGAGAAUGAAAUGAACGCAUAUCAAGCAGCGCAGCUGAGAAAGGACAAUGAUGAUCUCAAAAGUAAACUCGAUGAUUAUGAGAGAAUCAAUAAAACUCAGCGAACGCUAAGUGAGCAUAAUUCUCAGUUGGAACAGGAACUCAAAAAAUUGCAUGUUCAGCUUGAAACGGCGGAAAUGAACGUCAAAUCGGAAGUAGCCACCACUCGUCUGCGUUACGAACAGCAAGUGACCAACCUGCACAAUGAGCUCACCGGUUUGCAGCGUCAAUGUGAACGAUUCAAGCGCGAUCGGGACACAUUCAAGCAGCUGGUUGAGGCAGCUCAGAAACAAAUCGGGGACAUGAAAGCGAACCGACGCAGUCUGGCCUCGAUAACGAGCAGCAGUGAUGACGACGAUAAGUCCAAGAUAGUGGCAUUGGAACAACAAAUCGGUUGCCUGGAAGACGAACUUAGCGAAGCUCGAUUGGAAGCCAGCAAGGUGCGAACCGAGCUGAUAUCGGAAUUAAGUGCCUCCGAGAUCAAAAUCUCCGAAAUGCAAUCUAAGAUUAACGAACUCGAGGAAGAGAGGAUCAUAAGUGGAGGUAAGAGUAAAGUUCCGGGAACGAAAACACGAUUAGAACUUUCUUGGCAAAAAGAAAGAGAGGACAUGCAGCGAUUGGUUCAAGAAACCUCGACGCUUGCCCGAGAUCUUCGACAAACACUUUUCGAGGUCGAGCGCGAACGCGACAAGGAAAAGCUGGAAUCACGGCGCAAGAUAGACCAGAUUAAAAAGACAACUGAAGAGGAGAUUGAGGAGGGUAGGAGAAAAGUGACUGAGCUACAGAGUGAUCUGUUGGAACUCCGGGACGCACAUGCAAAACUAAGAACAGCAAAUGAGAAACUGAGGCGUGACCGCGAACGUUACGAGCGUGAACGGGAGAGUGCUACCCGACGUAGGAUCGAAUUGGAAGGCGAUCGUAGGAUAGGAGUAUUACUACAAACCGUUGAUGAGAUACUCAAAUUGGCUCCGGCAAUCCAGAAGACAGCUCCAAAGCAGGAAUCAGCCGUUACAACUACAAGCACAGGAAAGACCAUCACAGCUAAUGCACCCAUUCCAACGCCUCCAAUGCGGCACAAAAGCCCCUCGCCUGGUCCUGGAGGCAGCACACCUCAGCAGCCACAGUCGGUUGGCGCAGUGUUGGGAAAACUCGCGGAGGCGUCUGAGGAACUGAGACGGUAUCAGCGUUUGUGUGACGAAGAAAAAGACAGAGAGCGUAUGCGACGAGGCGGUUUAAGGCGAGCUGCUUCCCAAGAAAAUGAGUCCGUUGAAGGAGCAAACAGGCAAGUUAUGAGGGUAAAUCGACCAGGAGCAAGUUUAUACAAGAAGAGCCUGUCGUUGGAUCAGUCACUUCAGAUUGAUCAACAAGGACUCAUUUGGAAGGAAGGAGACGACAGUAUGUCUUCUUUGCAGUCUCUGGACUCGGAAUACGGAGCAAUGAUACACCGUGAAUCCAGUUUAGAUUCCCGACUGUCGGGUGGAUCAACGCAGAGCGAUAUGCCCCGAAUGCGCAAGAAAAAACGUGGUCUUAUGGGAAAAUUGCGUAGCCUAAGUCUGUCCAGAAACAAAGGCAGUGAAAGUGAUUUUUCGAUUCAAGGGUCCGAUUCAGACUUAAGCAUUGCAGGUGAUAUUCGUUCUAGUAAAACCAACCUGAAAGGCAAACUAUCGGGAAUGUUCAAACGAGCGGGAUCGUCAUCACGAACCAAUAGUAGUGAGGCUUUAGACCGUGAACUCCAGCGACCAGUCGCAAUUCAGACUCUAGGAAACGGACCAACAACACAAAUCCCACCAACUCGGCCGGUUUCUGCCAGCACACCGCAUUUAGCAAGAACCGGGAAACCUCCAACUCCAACGAUGGCACCCGUUCAACGGAGAAGAGUGAUAGUAGCUAGUCAAACUCUACCAGCACCAACCAAUCCGGGGCCACUUCCGAAGUGAUUCGGAUUGACAGUGAUUUAGAAACAAUGAACUAGAGUCUAGACACAUAUUUUUCAAAUAGCUCGGAUACUUAUGUUAAUUCUAGCUGUUAUUUAAGAUUGUUGAAAUGCAAAGUAUAAAAUAAACAAUAACGAACCUUUCAAACGUUAUUCGGAUGAUGCUUCGGAAUUCAAA
This is a messenger RNA of Toxorhynchites rutilus septentrionalis, 7243 nucleotides long. RefSeq names its product calponin homology domain-containing protein DDB_G0272472. The record is from RefSeq and is a predicted model, not a curated record. The transcript is spliced from 18 exons. Bases 1187 to 7069 code for a protein of 1960 amino acids. NCBI's taxonomy places the organism in Eukaryota, Metazoa, Arthropoda, Insecta, Diptera, Culicidae.